This is a messenger RNA of Microthlaspi erraticum, 2745 nucleotides long. The record is from the annotation of a GenBank genome assembly. Lineage: Eukaryota; Viridiplantae; Streptophyta; Magnoliopsida; Brassicales; Brassicaceae.
AUGUCACUUUCUUCAUCUCUGUCAUUAAAUUCAAGUCACUGGAGACACCAUGUGUUCCCAAGCUUCAGCGGCAAAGACGUUCGCAGAACAUUUCUCAGCCACCUUCUCAAGGAGUUCCGGCGAAAGGGAAUCCGCACGUUCAUAGAUAAUGAUAUCAAGAGAAGCCAAAUGAUCGGUCCUGAGCUCGAGCAAGCUGUCAGAGAAUCUAGGAUCGCUGUUGUAGUGUUGUCUCAGACCUACGCAUCUUCAAGCUGGUGUUUGGAUGAGCUGGUUGAGAUAAAGAGAGUCAAUCCAAAGAUCAUACCGGUUUUCUACGAGGUGAGUCCAUCUGAUGUGAGGAAACUAAGGGGAGAAUUUGGAGAGGCGUUUGAGGAAGCAUGUGAAGGAAAACCAGAGGAAGUGAAGCAAAGAUGGAGAGAAGCUUUGGUCUAUGUGGCUAAUAUAGCCGGCGAGUCUUCUCAAAACUGGGACAAUGAGGCAGAUAUGAUUGAAAAGAUUGCUAUGAGCAUUUCGAAUGAGUUGAAUUCAACACCGUCACAAGCUUUCGAUAAUCUGGUUGGAAUCGAUGCUCAUAUGAGAGAGAUGGAAUCUCUGUUGUGUCUAGAAUCAACUGAAGUGAAGAUGGUUGGAAUUUGGGGUCCUGCAGGUAUUGGCAAGACAACCAUUGCCAGAGCUUUGUUCAGGAGGCUCUCUGAAAACUUCCAACACACUAUUUUUAUGGAGAAUGUGAAAGGAAGUCACUGGAGAUCGGAAUUAGACGGUUAUGGCUUCAAGCUCCGUUUGCAAGAACAUUUUCUAUCUGAAGUUAUUGAUCAUAAGAAUAUGAAGAUACAUGAUUUAGGUUUGGUGAAGGAAAGAUUGCAAGAUCUGAAAGUUCUUGUUGUUCUUGACGAUGUUGAUAAGCUAGAACAACUUGAUGCUUUGGUGAAACAAGCUCAGUGGUUUGGUUCUGGAAGUAGGAUCAUCGUCACCACGGAGAACAAACAGCUUUUGAGAGCUCAUGGGAUCAAGCUCAUUUACGAGCUGAGUUUUCCAUCAAGAAGCGAUUCUCUUCAGAUUUUCUGCGAAUCUGCGUUUGGACAAAGCUCUGCUCCAGAUGGUUGUUCCGAGCUCGCUACUGAAAUAACAAAGCUUUCUGGCUAUCUUCCUCUAGCUCUCAAGGUUUUGGGGUCGUCUGUGAGAGGGAUGAACAGAGAUGAGCAGAAACUAGCGUUGCCUCGACUCAGAACCAGUCUCAAUGAGGAUGUUAGGAAUGUUUUACGAGUCGGUUAUGAUGGUUUACAUGAGAAGGAUAAGUCUAUAUUCCUUCAUAUUGCGUGUUUAUUCAAUGGUGAGAAUGUUGAUUAUGUGAAGCAGCUGCUUGCAAGUUCUGGCUUGGAUGUCAACUUUGGGAUAGAAGUCCUGACCAAUAGAUCUCUCAUAUGCAUAUCGAGAUGCAAACGCAGCAUUAGGAUGCACAGUUUGCUCGAACAGUUGGGUCGAGAAGUUGUUUGUGAACAGUCUCUUGACGAGCCUGGAAAACGUCAGUUCUUGGUGGAUGCUUCGGAGAUCUAUGAUGUUCUUGUUGAUAACACAGGCAGUGGAGCUGUUUUGGGGAUAUCUUUGGACAUAUCUAAGAUCAACGAGUGGUUUCUGAAUGAAAGAUCAUUUUGUGGGAUGCAUAACCUGAUGUUUCUGAAGUUCUACAAGUCCUCAUUGAGCAAAGAGGAUCAAACUGAGCUGCAUUUACCUGGAGGCUUGGAUUAUCUGCCACGUAAACUAAGGCUGCUGCAUUGGGAUGCAUACCCAAUGACAUCGAUGCCUUCGAGUUUUCGUCCUGAGUUUCUUGUUGUGCUAAACUUAAGAGAGAGCAAGCUUGAGAAGCUUUGGGAAGGAAUACAACCUCUUAGAAGUCUGACGCAUAUGGAUUUGAGCAUGUCUGAGAAUCUAAAAGAGAUUCCAGAUCUUUCAGAAGCAGUAAACAUCGAGGAGCUCUGUCUCAGUCAUUGCACAAGUUUGAUGAUGUUACCUUCCUCAAUCAAUAGCCUUAAGAAAUUGCUGGUUCUUGACAUGGAGUACUGCUCAAAGCUAGAGUCUUUUCCAACCAAUAUCAACUUGGAAUCUCUCACCAUUCUCAAUCUCGAUAAAUGCUCACAUUUGAAAGAGUUUCCAGAAGUUUCUUCGAAACUUGGGUUUGUCUCUCUGUCAGAAACUGCAAUAGAAGAAGUUCCGGAAUCAAUUUCGUCUUGGCCAUGUCUAGCAGCAUUGGACAUGUCAGGCUGCAAGAACCUCAAGAAAUUUCCAUGUCUUCCCAAGACCAUAGAGUGGUUGGAUUUGAGCAGGACAGAGAUCGAAGAAGUCCCUCCUCAGGUCGAGAAUCUCUUCAAACUCAAUAAAGUAUUGAUGAACAGCUGCAUGAAGCUAAGACGCAUCUCAUCUGGUAUUUGUAAGCUGGAACAUAUCGAAACGCUAGAUUUCUUGGGGUGCAAGAAUGUUGUGAGCUUCCCUGUAGAGAUCUUCGAGAGCUCUCGUUUCUGUCAUAACCUGGUGAUGGAAAUGAGGAACAUUCAAGACCCUGAUCUCCCUCGACCGUUUUAUUUCAGGAGUAGCUAUAUUGACACUGUUCCGGAUUGCAUCGCACGUCACUGCAAGCUGCCUUUUCUAAAUUCGUCAGGAUCAUCAUCAGUCUCCAGCAAUAUAGAGAAUAGUUUCGUUUGGUUCGAUGAACUAAGAUCCGCGGAAGAAUGGCAUGAACAUGCCGAGUAA